This is a messenger RNA of Rubroshorea leprosula, 564 nucleotides long. NCBI's taxonomy places the organism in Eukaryota, Viridiplantae, Streptophyta, Magnoliopsida, Malvales, Dipterocarpaceae. The record is from the annotation of a GenBank genome assembly.
GCUCAGGGAGCAGAAUGGUUCCUUGGCUCAGAUGCUUUUCAAGAUGUUGUGGCUAUAGCAUCAAUGAAUACCACAACUGAAAUCUACAAUGACAUUCGUAGCAAGGUACUACGGCAUUGGCCUAACUUCCCAAUUGGUGAGCUGACAUUCAUGGAAGGUGAGGAAAUAGAAGAGCAAGGGAAGAGUUUGAUUCCUCCUUUUGACACAACAGUGCACCUCAAAUGGGGUUUGGAUAAGGAGAGGUCACCAUUGUUUCCUCCAAGCAUCGUUGAGGAAGGGGAGGAUUUGAACUCUUUGCCCAGCUUCAACGAUUGGGUUGCUAGGAUGCUUGAUGCUAAGGCUGGAUCUUCUUCUACUCCAUUUCCAUCUCAACCCUUAACUAUUCUAGCUCGUGAUGCUCCUCCAGUAACAGUGCCUUCAGUAGACUUAACUGAUGACUAGGAAAAAUGAGCAUCUGGUGCUAAUUUUUGUGCUUUUGAUAGCUGUAAUGUUUUUGGUUAUUUUAGCUCAAUCUAGUGUAAUUAGAAAUUGCUAUUUCAAUUAAAAUGAAAUUAAACGACUUUA